AUGUCUACUGAUGGCACAAACAUGACCGUGAAAGGACGUUUCAAUGAACUUCUUCGCCAGUACGAGGAGGGAAUCUUGGGAGGCAUGCAUUCUGGUGAACAGAGCACAAUUGCCCGUUCUCUCAUCCCUCAGUUUGAGCUGCUGUGGCGGCAGAUGGCGGUGAUGGGCGUUGUUUCUUCCAACGAACAGCUGGAUGACCUUUCCACAAGCUCGCUGGAGCUCCUGUGGAUCCCAUACAUCAUUGCAGACCUUUACCAGCGUAUACAAGGGCCAAUUCCAACGCUAGAAGCAACGUCAUCACCCUCAUCGUCAGCGCCGGAGACAAGGAACACGUCAGAGAUGACACGGGAGGAGGCUCUCACACUCUCCAAAGGUUGGUAUGACAUGUUUUUUCAGUGGAUGCUGGACUACGAACUUGUGGAUGAGCGGACUUUGGAGAAAUACCGCAAUAUGCAUCCAGACCAGCGCACACAACGGGUUGAACUUUCCCGUAAGCGGCGCGAGCUUGAAGAGGAAAAGCGACGCUAUGAGCAACAGGUGCAAUACCUGUUGGCCAAGCGGAAGCGUAUGCAGGCACUAGCGGAAGAGGAUGGAGAUGAAUUGGAAGACACCAAUGGGGAUGAGGAGGAUGCGCUUCGGAAUCGUGCGCUAUCACGUUUGCGGUGGUCCAUCUACGAGAGUUGUCAACAGUUGCAGUUGUCAUUCAGGGAGUUGGAAAUGCUCCAGGCGCUCUCUCUUGAGCAGCGACAGGCCAUUGCGAUCGAUCACCAAAAGACUAUUGAGGCGGUGCAACGUGGAGAGAAGUCGCUUGGUCGCCAUACUUAUACCAUUCUUCCCGGUGGUCUCAUUACCCCUGGCGGUCCGAUCCCCACCACGCAGGUGGGCAGCGUCGCCAUGAGUGCGAUUGCCAAUCAGCAGGCCUUCCGACAGGAGGUCGUGAAGGAUCUGAUGGUGGAACGGAACCCACCGACGAUGACGCUUCAAGAAUUUGCAGAGGCGGAGAUGGCGGAUGUGCAACGGCGGAUGGACGCCAGCGCUGCAGCGAAGCGUCAGCAAGAGGAGGAAGAUGAACGGCUGGGACCUGACGGCGUGGAGGAGCGACAGCGCCAGCGUGACACGCGGCUGGCUGACUGGAAGGAGGACCAUCCGCCCAUUGGAAAGACGGCAAAGGGGAACUACACAUGA
This is a messenger RNA of Trypanosoma cruzi, 1185 nucleotides long. RefSeq lists its product as uncharacterized. Gene Ontology annotation, biological process: regulation of dephosphorylation; regulation of signal transduction. Gene Ontology annotation, molecular function: protein phosphatase 2A binding. Gene Ontology annotation, cellular component: cytosol. The transcript has a single exon. Lineage: Eukaryota; Euglenozoa; Kinetoplastea; Trypanosomatida; Trypanosomatidae. The record is from RefSeq and is a predicted model, not a curated record. The coding region runs from base 1 to 1185 and encodes 394 amino acids.